Molecule: messenger RNA, 2085 nt
Organism: Pteropus alecto (black flying fox)
Lineage: Eukaryota; Metazoa; Chordata; Mammalia; Chiroptera; Pteropodidae
Gene: SYPL1
Product: synaptophysin like 1
Exons: 5
Coding region: 114-833 (239 amino acids)
Cellular component (GO): synaptic vesicle membrane; synaptic vesicle
Source: RefSeq, a predicted model, not a curated record
CUCCCGGAGCCUGGCCCGCCUUCCCUUUCUCGCCGCCGGGCUGCUGUGUCUCGUCGGUCCCCCUCCUCCUCCGCCCCGCUGUCCUGAUUGUCUUUCCCUCCUUCCCUCAGAGGAUGUCCUCCUUCCAGCUCAACCUCAACCCGCUCAAGGAGCCGCUCGGCUUCAUCAAAGUCCUCGAGUGGAUUGCUUCUAUCUUUGCUUUUGCCACCUGUGGAGGUUUUAAGGGCAAAACAGAAAUUCUAGUGACUUGUCCUCAAGCUUCUGACAAUAAAACAAUUAUAGCUACUUUUGGUUAUCCAUUCAGGUUGAAUCAAGCAUCAUUUCAGGCAUUUUCACAUGUUAAUGUGUGUGAUAUAAAUUGGAAAAGUUAUGUCCUUAUUGGAGAUUACUCUUCUUCUGCACAAUUCUAUGUUACAUUUGCAGUCUUUGUCUUCCUUUACUGCAUUGCUGCUCUUCUGCUCUAUGUUGGUUACACAAACCUGUAUCGGGAUAGUCGAAAACUUCCCAUGAUUGACUUCAUUGUUACUCUUGUUGCCACUUUUUUGUGGUUGGUUAGCACUUCGGCUUGGGCUAAAGCUCUUACGGACAUUAAAAUAGCUACUGGUCACAGAAUUAUCCAAGAACUUGUGCCCUGUAAUCAAGAAGUGAAGUGUUAUUUUGGCUCUGUGACUAGUAUGGGAUCCCUAAACGUAUCUGUGAUCUUCGGCUUUCUGAAUAUGAUACUUUGGGGAGGAAAUGCAUGGUUUGUGUAUAAGGAGACCACCUUACACAGUCCAUCAAAUACUUCUGCUUCCCAUGGCCAAGGAGGUAUUCCACCUCCUACUGGAAUAUAAUUAAAGGGUGAAGUACACUGUUGAAAUAUAUAUCUAUACUAUGACCUGUUGCCAACAUCUUGAGAAGCAUUAUUUGUUUCCAAUAAAAGUAAUGGCUUUUUCAACAAAUUGGUGGGUUUAAAAUUUUGCUGCUUUUUUACAUAAAGCUUGUGUCUUUCCUAGAAAUUUAAGAUGUAAAUGUAUUCUCACUUGUAAAUUUGAAAAUUCAGGGGCCUAUUAUGAGAUGAUACACAUUUUUAAAUGAACAGUAAUUUUUUCACUAAGUUGUUUGCCUUCCAAAGUGUUUACACCUUAAGCCUUAACAUAUAUCUUCACUCAGAAGAGUUAUAUUGUCAUAUCAUAAUAGAAAAUCUUUAUUUGGAAUAUACACUACUGUAAGUUUGUACAGAUUGUAUACCUAAGACCUGUCUUUGUUUAAGAAAGCCUUGAUUACAUAAAUCAUAUUUAGAAAAAACAUUUUAGUUCAGAAUUUAUAUCUGAACAUUGUUUGUAUGUUAUGAAAAUUUUUUAAUUACAAAGACUAGGUGUAUGUUUUAUUUCUGUUUUUCUAAACAAUCUACAGUACUUAAUAGGUGUGCUAACAUUGUUUUGGGAGCGGAGUUAAAAAUUUCUGAUAGAUGUAUAGUUAUUUUAGUAAUUCUGUCUCAUGAGGUGUAAGCCUCCAUUAUGCUGGUUGUUUAAUAGACUUGCUGUAUAAGUAGAAAGAACAUAGUUCAAUAAGAUAUUUUGAUAUGUACAGGCAUUACUCCUAGUGAUAUUUGUUUCCUGUCUUGAUGCUCAUGCCACUUAAGUGCAGGCUGAGAUCUAGUCUCCUUGUAAGUAGGGCUAAAAAAAAUUAAGAUUGCCUUUUACUUUUGAAACAUUUAACACUUAGAUUCAAUGAAGUUGCUAUUUUGAGUUUGAUAUUGUGACAAUAAGUGGGAUUUGGAUUUCAUGUUUCUUAAUGUUCGUUCUUCACAAAUUAAGGAAUUAUGCAUCAUAAACAAGGAGCCUGAGUGAGCUGUACUGUGGGUGUACUGUCUUUGCACACAUAUAUUUAGGAAUAUUCUGAAUACAGGGCUUAUUCGCAAUUUGCUUACUAAUGUUUUUGUUCUACAAGGCCAGAUUUCUAUUCUUAAACCACAUGAUUGUUUAUAUGUGAAGCAUAUAUCUUGAUAUUGCCUUGUUUUUGUUGAUUUUGUUCAUGACAAGAAUUGUCAAUAUGAGAAUGUAUAUCUUUUAUGCAACCAACUUAAUAAAGAAGUUAAAAGGA